Molecule: messenger RNA, 777 nt
Organism: Daldinia caldariorum
Lineage: Eukaryota; Fungi; Ascomycota; Sordariomycetes; Xylariales; Hypoxylaceae
Exons: 4
Coding region: 1-777 (258 amino acids)
Source: RefSeq, a predicted model, not a curated record
AUGGCUCUCAAGCUUCAUGCGAGCGUUGUCUUAAGGCUAAAAGUCGGUGUGACCACCAACAACCGGUCUGUACUCCCUGUCGGCGUCGGGGUCUCGAGUCCCAAUGCUGGAGGCCUGAACGUUUGGCGCAGGUUCAGCGACCUCGUAACAGACCUUUACGCCGUAGGUCUGCAUCGUGAGGUGCUCCGCUGUUUUGCGACUUCGCCAGCAGUAUUGGGGCAGGCGAGGAGCAGACUGUCACCCGAGUACCGAUGGGGAAUGGGAAUAUUGACUCGAUGUAACGAAGCCUGGAGCUCUCUUCCUACUCAUCACAAAUACCACAAAGACUAUUCGAAUUCAAACUUACCAUCCACAGUACGUCUUAUGCUUGGCAAGGUGUAUCUAGCAUAUCUUCACAUCAUUUUCCAACUUCGUCGGCUCCCCGGACAAGGCAGAAUGUCCUAUGAACUGGAGUUGAUGGAAAUCUCGAAGAACAUACUUGCGAAUGCUCAGAUCAGGUUCUUCCGCUACCCUCACAGCAUCCCCACAGUCUGCUGCCAUCCUAACAUCGGCGCUGCUAGAUAUUACGCGAAACCCACCAAGGACUCUCCCGCCGGGAAUAAACGGUCCCCUCUUGACCAGAAAUAUCUCCGUGCUAGUAUCUCAGGGAUGGGUGAUUUUGAUAGUAUCGGUUUUGGCGAUUUUAAUAAUCUGGAUUUCGAGACUUGGGUGAUGGAUAUAAACCUAAAUAGAUACGAUCAACAGCGAAUGGAAUAUUUAACGGAUUCCCUGCUCUAA